Molecule: messenger RNA, 1441 nt
Organism: Cryptomeria japonica (Japanese cedar)
Lineage: Eukaryota; Viridiplantae; Streptophyta; Pinopsida; Cupressales; Cupressaceae
Product: thioredoxin-like 3-2, chloroplastic
Exons: 4
Coding region: 358-867 (169 amino acids)
Cellular component (GO): chloroplast stroma
Source: RefSeq, a predicted model, not a curated record
UCAGGGCUGUCGUAAUGGAAAGAGGCAUUGGUGUAGGGGUGUGAUAGAGGAACAUACUGGAAGGGCUAGAUGAAUGAAACCAUAAUAAGAUUCUCAUGUUCAAGAGCCCAACAGUGGUGAUUGGACGGCCCCACCCUUAAUCCAUCUUUUCCUGAACAUCCCUUCCUUCAGUGUGGGUCUCGCUUCUCUACUUGCUGGUGGUGAGGAUAGAGAAAUGUUUGUACGUGUGUGUAAUUGGAAAGAUUGUCAACAUCCCCACUUUUAGACGCUUUCGUUCAAAAUAGCCUUAAGGAGCUCGUCAGAGAUUUCAUGUACUACCUCCCCCGAAGUAUGAGAACUUUGUGUUAGGUAUGAUAUAUGAUCAUGGCUUUGUCUGCAAUUAACAAGUCCCCCGUACCGUGCUCACAAAUCCCACGCGGAGCAAUACCGGUUAAUCCUCAUCCAACGGUUCUAAAACAAUGUAUAAACAGUCGUGUUAUGCAAAACAAGAUACCCAUUAUACAAAGUUGUGCUAGAGGAGGGAGGAAUCGUGCCAGAGAUGUGAAGGUUGCAGCUCUGUACGAAAUUGAAGAUGUGGAUAUACCAACGUCGAUUGAAAUGCAGCCCAUCACCUCCGAGGAGCAAUUUGAUCAAGUGAUAACUCAAGCUCGACAACGUUCACAGCCUGUUAUAAUUGACUGGAUGGCAACAUGGUGCAGAAAAUGUAUAUAUUUAAAGCCUAAAUUGGAGAAACUAGCAGCUGAAUUCUAUCCAAGAGUUAAGUUCUACUAUAUAAAUGUUAAUUCUGUACCACAAGCACUUGUAAACCGUGCCAAUGUUGUUGUACUUGAUGUCAACUCAAGGAAGAGACUUCCAAGAAGGUGUUGAUGAAAUAAGGAACCAGUUGAAAAGAUGAUGGAAGAACAACAUUCAUGCUUCAAGCCGAAAUCUGAGUACGAAUGGGACAAAGAAGAAGGAUUCACACUUCAUGAAGACAUUUGAGAAGAUUAAGUCAAGACGCAAUGAAAUGAAGUUUUUGUUCUAAUCAUCUUGAAUUUCCUUUGGAUCAAAAGAUAUUGCCCAAGGCAUCAACACUUCUUCAUGACGAGGAAUCAAAUUUGCAAGGCAAGUUGAGGUGGCAUUCCAGUCAUCAACCAACCAAUGCAAGGGUUCCAAGUCAGACAUGUCUAGAUGCAAUGAACCGGACUCAACAAGUGGCUCCUACUUUCUCAUUGGUUGUCCAAAGUGUUGUAAUUUCCCAUUGGCCAAAAAGAAUUUUUUUUGCAAAUAACCCUAAUUAGGGUUUUAUCUAUUAAUCUUGGCCAUUGAUCUUAAAUCAAUCCAGGCCGUUGCUUUGUAAUGGGAUGCCUAUAUAAAUGCUCCUCUCAUUUGUAAAGGGAGAGAUUUCUAAGAAAUUGUUGUGGUGAUACUUCUUAAGUGCUAAGACAUAUUCAUUGUUCAA